Molecule: messenger RNA, 4009 nt
Organism: Girardinichthys multiradiatus
Lineage: Eukaryota; Metazoa; Chordata; Actinopteri; Cyprinodontiformes; Goodeidae
Exons: 3
Coding region: 16-1395 (459 amino acids)
Source: RefSeq, a predicted model, not a curated record
CUGGUCCAGGUGCUCAUGUUGGAGCUGAUCAGAGAACAUGAAUCUCUGUUUGCCAAGUUUCCUGCUUCAGUCUGCGCUCAUCCUUCUGGAAGUUUACAUGCAACACCUUUGAAGCAACCUCAUCUCCAGCCAUUGCCCUGCCUUCGUCACCUGUCUUUGCCUCUAAUUGCUGACCACUCUGAUGAAUUAGGACAACCGGCUGCACAUUCAGACCACGGCAGUUGUAUCUUCUCUGCUACUGGUAAAUCAGACUUGUUCUCCGGUCAGAAGAGACACCUUGGCCAUCGCUACACCUCCUCCCACCCGGAGAACUGCUUCUAUCCCUUGCCCUUCUCCAGUGAGUCCAUUAACCACCACACUGAUGAGCACAGAGGAGAUUAUUACAAGUACCAUGUUAGCCAAGGGCCAUCUUCUGCAAAUGCUCAAGCCACAACAACCAACUCCCAGCUACAGGCUGAAAUUUCACAGCAGGGGACAAUCAUAGAAUGGGCCAAAGGAUGGCAACACACUGAAAAGGCAGCCUUUGUUUACUGGAGCUGUAAUGGAGCAGAGGAAAAGGGCGACGCUCCUGGAGCAGCCAGUGGAGGCAGCAGUCAGGCACAGGAGGACAGUACGCCCUCUGCCUACGACAACCUAGACAGAGCCUCUCUGUCUCACAUUAUGGAGAAUGUUCCUACUGAGAAGUUUGAUUCAGAUUCACCAGGAACAAAUGCUGGAAUGUGUGAAGCAGAGCUAGAUCAAGUGGAACUGGGAAGGACAGGAGACUCCUCUUCUUCAUGGUCUUCCUGUGAGCUUCUGCCAUUAGAUGAGAACAAUGAUGACCCGGGAGCAGUUAGUCCUAUUCCACCAAAGAGAUCCAAAAUGUGUCCUUUGAGUUUGAAAACUAAAAAGAAAAGCCAUGAUGAAGAUGACAAUGAAGACAGUGGAGGUUCUGGCAAUGGUGGCAUGCACCAGCCAAAGUCCUGGGCUUCGUGUUCGGUCAUUAGCAUCAGCCCUCUCAGCACAGGGAGUUCAGAGGUCUUCCUCCCCUCUGGGCCUCCAGAUCUCCAGCUUCAAGAGUCUCACUUAGAGUUGAGGGGCACUCCUUCACUGGUGGCCACACUGAGGCAGCAGAUGGCCCAGCAGAAGGCAGAGUACCAAAGCAAGAUUGAGAGGCUGGAGCGAUGCAAUGUCGUCCUCGAACGACAAGUUGCCGUUCUGCGGCUCAGUCUGGAGCAGCAGAGGCGAAGUCAGAGCGUUGCAGAGAUCAAGAUCAGAAACAUGGAGCGAGCCAAAGCAGACGCAGACCGCCGGAACACGACCCUACAGAGAGAGAUGGAGCUCUUCUUCAGGACCUACGGAGAAAUCCGGAGAAGAGGAGAAGACCUGGGAAGAAGGGGCGGAGGAAGUAUCUGAAGGCUGAAAGACAGAUUUGAAGUCUUUCUCAGCAGGUGUGAAGGGAAGAAUGGAGCUUCAGUUAGCAGCAGAUGCAUUUUGUCAAGAUGAGCAGACAGUUUAUUGCAUCAUGUGUUUUAGAAUGAGCUCUAAAGAAAUAAGAACAUUGCAUUAGUCAUGGUUCAAUUUUUCAGAGUUUAGAUCUGAUGAGAUUAUUUUAUUUGCCUUCAAAUUAAAAUCUUACCUCUCUUCCAAGGCAACUCAGUCACCACACUGAAGCCUGUUAUGAUGUAAUAUCAGUUUAAUUCCAGCUGUGUCCAGGAGUUAAAGGAAUCAGUUUUGGCCUUCGAUUAUUAUCUUGCCAAUCCUUCUGCUGUCUCAGAUUACCUCACAUGUAUCCUGCUAUAGGCAGUGAUAAACCCAGCUGUUUCCAUUUGAAACAAAUACCUUACUCCUUUAUUCCCUCCAAAAUCCCCAGACUUGAUGAUCAGCAACAGAUUUAAUAUAUCUCUAUUUUAUUAAACAGCAUAUUGGCAUCAAAGACAGUUGCUUUAAGGACACAAGAACUGGAUAGUUUUUACAGUUCCUGUUGGUGGUGGUGAUGUUGUGGGAAUAAUAAUUUAAAUAAAACUGAAAAUGUUAUCAUUUUUUUAUAAAUUAAAAAUUCUAAAUGUAUUUAUUAACUAAAUGCAGUUAAGGACAGGGUUACAUACCCAUAAGGUCCGAUCUGUACACCCCACAUGGCGGCUUAUUGAAUGAGGUGACUGACUCAUCGCAAAUUACGACGCAUCUCAAAUCAGAAUAUCACUGAAUAGCUCAUUAUUUCACAAGUUCAUUUCAAUGAGUGGAACUAAUUUUAUAGAUUCAUUACAGAUUUUGAUGAUUGUUGCCUAAGAAAACCCAAUUUUAGUGGACCGAUGAUUGAAAUCGAUUAUAAAGUCGAUGACAUUCUGAUUUACGAAGAUGCUUCAGACAUGCACACAUUAAAUCAUGUGCGGCUGGAGGCUCAGUUUUGAUGUCAGAGCUUUACCUUUUUUUUUUUUUUUUAAUGAUAGAAAUCUGUAAAAUCAUCUGAAACCUGAAAGUACGAUUCUCUUUGCAUGAUAAAACGUUUCAAAUGAAACGUGUUUUAAUCCACCUCCUUUUACCUGUUAUUGCCACUUAAUUUGAUGCUAUCUAAAUGAAAACUGAGAGCGGGAGGAUAUGAUGUUAUCUAUUGUGAUCAAGGUGGAAAUUAACCGUCAAUCUUCGUCAUUAAGUGCCAAUGAAAUUUGUUAAAAUAACAUUUUUAAACCCUUAACAAUAAAGCUCAGGCUUUUUUUUUUUUUUUUCCCCAAGAGGAGAAUGAAAUAUUUAUUAUCAAUCUGUGCCAGCAACGUAAAAUAAACUGUACAAACAGUAAAUCGAAAGGAAAUAUCAGAAAUCAUCAAACUGACAGUUUCUAUCAGGACUGAGUCACGUUUAGCUGCGAUGGUUCAGUCCGAUUAAAGAGGGAGAGUGACGUCACGCCGACCACCAGUAAACACGAGUUUUUUAAGCUAACUUCUAACAGAGGGACACAUACAUUAAAAUAUCAACCGUUAGUGACAGAAUGACAGCAUAUGAAUAUCAUCACAGCAGUUACGAGUGGUAAACUUUCAGGAAUUUCUACUUUCAUUACCAGAACAUAAAUGGUUCGCUUCAUGGUACAGGUGCAAAGUAGAAACCAAGAGCCGGAACAAAAACCAAGGUGCCUAACUGAAGAUGCUGUGCACGUUUCACCUUGCAGAAACCUUUUAUAAAACGCUAGCGAUCAUACACAAACAAGCACAGCAUCAAGCGUUGCCUAAAAUAAGACCUGGUGAUGAACUCGGCAUUAAGGCGGUGUUUUCUCAGGCAGCUGAAAAAAAAGAUCUACUGUAAAAAUGCAACUGUUGGUUUUUCAGUCAGAGAAAAGGUUUCUGCGAGACACGGCCCAUUAGGACGAACCUUUGUUCAUUUCAGUUCAUUUACACACAGCAGUUGUUAAAACUGUGACGUAGCCGUCAGUAAAAACAAUGGAGAUGAGAGUUCAAACUCUGACAACUUCUCUUUAAAUUACAGUAAGUUUGAGCUCAGGAGACAAAAACACUGUGGUGUUUUAAGGACUGUAUGGAGCAUGUUUAUUCGUCUGAUUUCUAACUGGAAUGAUGUCUGUAAAACUGGAAUAUGUUAACUUUGUACAAACAUCAAAAAAAAAAAAAAAAAAAAAAGAGCAUUUCAGUUUCACCUUCCAGAAGCCUGCCAUUUUUUACAAUAAAUCUGGAAUAUUUCCGCUUUAUUGGUUUGGUCAACACUUAACUGGUUCCACUUCUUCGUCUCAUCCUGCUUGGUGCCUCCUCAAGAAGUCAAAUGAGAACCGUUUCUAAUGGGAUUAAAGUGCAUUCACAUAGGACCAUUUUAAACUGGGACCAGUAUAAACUCAAAGUGAUAAAUUACAGAAAUGAUUUGAUAGCCAAACAACAUUUUACACGCAUGAUAUCAGCACAAAUGGAAGCGUUUUACUUUUUUCUAUCAGUGGAGGACAUGUUGGAAAGUUUAUAUGAAGUGAUUAUGCCUGCUGUCAAAGGUCCCAUGAAAACUGUUUUUUUUUUUUUUUUGGUAUCCAACAAACUAA